AUGGAUGUCGAGACGUUGCGACAAACAUUAGAGGCCCAGCUUAGCCUUGAAGUCCUGCUCAAACACAACGAGUUGCGGCUUAUCGACCAAGAAAUAGCAAAGUGCCAAGUUGCUUUGGACCAGCUUCGCCGCUGCUCUGAAAUUCCUUACCCGGCCUGCAGCGGUUUGGCGCAAUCUGUCAGUCAGGGUACUGGAUUCGCGGUUGCACGGCCUGAAAAUGGCCGACAGCCUGACUCUCCAUCACCAUGGGGUGUUACUGAUGGACCGUACAGUCGCCAUUAUGCAAAAUGGCUUCUACCAGAUCCUCGCUUUGAUGGUGGCGAACCUGAACCCCUCCCGUCUGCGAUGUAUGGCGCGAGCAAAGGCCCGCUUGAAGGUCGCACAACACGUGGAUCAUGGGCUGAAGGUUCUUCGCGGUCGCAACGAAGCACGGCGGGAGCAAAGUUACAAGCCCUCUCUAACGGUUACCCUCCACCCAAAGAUAAAGCCGGGCCAAUGAUUAUCAAACGGAAAUCUGAUGGCAAAAUGGUUAAACUUGUGUGCCUGGAUUGCCGUAGAGACAACUUCUCCAACACGCAAGGAUUCAUUAACCACUGCCGGAUAGCACAUAAUCGCAGCUUCGCUAGCCAUGACGCUGCUGCUGCAGCAUCCGGUGAACCGGUAGAAGUCGACGAAUCCGGGACAGUAAUAUUGCCUACCAAUGAACCGAUCUCCAACGCACCUCCAGGAUAUGUUCACCCGUUGAUUAGGUCCGCUCACAUUCUAGAUUCUACGGCACGGGAUGCUAUGCGAAAACGGACACCAUCAAAAGCCCACCGUGAAGACAAGGCUGUCAAUACUCCUCGUGCAAAAGGCGACGGCUCUAUGCUGAAAUCCCGCUCAUCACCCAAUGUCACACAGCCAAGGAUACGGAACAUUGCAACAAGUCCUGACUUUACAGCUUCGCCACAGACACCUCAUCUCUCUGCCCUGAUGCAGAGGAGGGGUCUCGGUUUGAAUCUCCUCAACCUGGUUGACGAUGCGUUAACGAAAACAGAAAUUGACUCGUACCGUUUGGAAGACGAUUCUGAUGAGGACGCUAUGGACGUCGAUGCCUCAUCUAAUGUUGGAGAAGCCCAUCAUGGUUUCCGUACCACCCGGUUACCCGCUCGUACCGUGUCUUCGCCAACGCAAAACCAACGACCAAGUAGUCGCAAGGGAGCCGACCAAGGAUUCGGGAAAGUCCGAACAUUACCACCACUGAGGAAUCCGCCGCCAGCCUCCCAACCCUAUCGAUCUCCUUACGGCCCUUCGACGGCAACCACGGGAAACGGACGGGGCCCGUUGGAAGGCGGUGAUGUUGAAAUGACUGAAUCCAAUUCUCCUAAUCUGAGCCCAAACACCCUUGAAUCGAACCAAGCGCCAAGUCUGGUCAGUGAUGACGAUGAGUAUGAAGCGCCUUCGGAGUCGGAAAGCCCUAGCCCUAGCCCUUCCGAACCUGGCCAAGAUGACAUACCAUUUGACAAUCUCGAGUUCCAAGACAGUUUCGAAACUAGUGGAGGCGGAUCGGCCUCUUCAACGGCAUCUGUUGAUUACUCGGAGCCUCAUAAACGUCAUUUGUCAGCUGUGUCGCGGCCACCAACGACAAGCCCUGCGAAAGCCAAAUCCAUAAAACGCAGCCGGGCUGGUGGUCCUAUCGAGAAUAUCAAAACUGCCACUGAACCGAAACACGUUACAUUCGUUUCACCGCCCGCUUCCCCUAUCAAGGGCAAAAAGAGCGGGAGCAGGAAACCGCGUCGGAAAUAG
This is a messenger RNA of Uncinocarpus reesii 1704, 1785 nucleotides long. RefSeq lists its product as uncharacterized. Bases 1 to 1785 code for a protein of 594 amino acids. Lineage: Eukaryota; Fungi; Ascomycota; Eurotiomycetes; Onygenales; Onygenaceae. The transcript has a single exon. The record is from RefSeq and is a predicted model, not a curated record.